UUGUUAAGGUUCAGUGCACGAGUACUGGAACGAGCGUGCUCAGCGCUAGCCGGGAGACGUGUGGCUGCGCUGCUGGUUUGCGGGGGUGGCGCUUCUGCCUCCUCUGUAGUAACGGCGGCAUCGCACGCUGGCGUGCCAGUACUUCGUACUUCACCUUCUCACCUGCAUCUCUCCUACACCAUCGCUAAUGAUCUGCUGCCCUUGGAGAUUAGACUAGAAGUUACUGCAAGGGAGACAUUACAUGCACUAAGGGCAACUCUUUUGCAUACACAUUGGCACAAGUUCACUUUGUUGGCUGAAGAGGAUAUAUAUGCAUCUCUUUACUUGAGAAAGGACUUAUCGUCUAUUCUUACAUCACAUCCGCUUAGUCCUAAAUGGCUUUCACUUCCAACAAAAUAUUCUCGACAUGUUAUUUUCAGACGGCUCGCCGAGGUUUCAAGAUUAACUCGAGGUGUUGUCGUUUUGAUAUGUGACCUUCAUUACGCUAAAAUCGUUAUGGAUGAGGCCAAGCGAUUAAACAUGCUCGAUGGCCAUUUCUUUUGGUUAUGGAUUGAUGCUUCCCGCGAGUUUGACGUCUUCCAUAACAUCGUUAAUUUAUCUCAUAAUACCGAAGAUAAAAAUCAAAAUUUUAAAGAUUUUUUGGAUAAGGAGGAAGCAUUUAUUAGCGAUGGUUUUGAACGUAGAAAACGAGUUGAUGCAGACAAUAAUUCAAUAGCAUAUGUGAACAACCGCUAUUUGCAGGAAAUGUCCAAAAUAAUACAUGAAAAUGUAACUAGUGGAUAUCUUUUAAAUAUAGGUAAUAGUUCAAAAAAUACAUUAUUUCGAUAUAUUAGAAGAAAUGUUAAUGAAUCUAAAGCGCACAUUAAUAAAACAUUUAGUAAAUCGUAUUAUAAUACUAGUAAAAUUAGUAGUUUGGAAAGAUUAAGAAAUUUAAAUGUAAAUAACAAAGGCGUUGAAAGUUCUAAAAUUGGAAACAAGUCAUUAGAAAAGGAAGAUGAUAGUUCCUUAUAUAACAGUUACAUAAAUAGAGGCUUAGAUAUUAAAUUAGAAAAUGAAUUAUUUAAUAAUUCUGUAAAUAAUAUAAAUGUAAAUGAAUUGGUAAAAAAAAAUCUAGAACAUAAAUAUUUAGAUAUUAAAGACGAAGAACGAGAUCUUAAAGAUAGAGAAUUUUCAAGUGAUAUUAGCGAUUUCUUAAUGAAUCCCACGGUGCAUACUUCUACGAUGACUAUUGUUAGAAAUAAAAUGGUGAACAAAAGAGAUAAAUAUGUACUAAAGAAUGAGACGUUCGAGUAUAAAAAACAAAAGUCAAAAGAUAACAAAACUACAGAUUUUAAUAGCCUACCAAUAGGGCUGUUGGCACUUUACCCUCAACCAAUGAUAAUUGAUAAAAGGUUCAUAGAAUCUGCAGUGAGAUUAACCGUCGGUGCACUCCGUCGAGUUUUACGUGCAUGUGAUGCGUGGUCGGCACAAGCCCAAUUUUUGAGUGACGCCACGGCAUCUUGCUGGGAGGAACCUAGUGAUGCAGCUGCUGAUUUUUCUGUCGAAUUUGUAAGAGAAAUGCGGAUAUCAUCAACAGCAGUAUUAGCUGGUGGAACUGAAAAACUAGACCCAGCACUUAUAGCCAGAUUUUCACUUCUUAAUUUGAUUUCAAAUUCUAAAGGCGGCAAUGUUUGGAGAGAAGUUGGGCAAGUAAAAGGCAGAAAAGUCCAACUACAUACAAUAGUUUGGCCUGGCGGACAUCUAGUUGCACAUGGACAAUCAGCUGGUGCUCGAACUAUAUUUCGUAUAGUGACAGCUUUAGCACCUCCUUUUGUUAUGGAAGGCGAACUCGAUGAAGAUGGACAAUGUUUGAGAGGAUUAACUUGUCAUCGUCCUCAAACAUCUGAUAGAGAUAACUUAACGCUAGUUUUCAAUGAAUUAGAGAGAGAAAGCGACCAAGAAACUAACGAUUUCUUUUUUCCUACACCUAAACCAACGACUUUCUCAAGAAUGGCUACACAUUGUUGUUAUGGUCUAGCAAUGGAUCUGUUAGAAAAUAUAGCCCAAGAGCUUGAAUUUGAUUUCCAUUUAUAUAUAGUAGAGGAUGGCUUAUAUGGUUCAAGAAAAAUAGUGAGGCCUUUUCGAAGAUUAUUUGAAAAAAAUAUUCCUAAUGAGUUUUGGUCUAAACAGGAAAGUUAUCAUUCGCAAUUUUAUAAAGAUAAUGAAGAAAUUGAACCAAACACUGGUUAUUAUCCAGACACGCCAGAAGAUUACGAAAAAUGGAAUGGCAUUAUAGGGGAUUUAGUUUCUGGUGCUGCACAUAUGUCGUUUGCUGCUUUAAGUGUGUCCGCAGCAAGAGCUGAAGUCGUUGAUUUUAGCCAACCUUAUUUUUUCAGCGGAGUUUCAAUAUUAGCUGCACCAAAUCAAAGACCAGAUAUACCAUUGCUAGCUUUUUUGUUACCCUUUUCACCAGAAUUGUGGAUUGCAAUAUUUACGUCAUUAAAUGUUACAGCUAUUGCUGUAGCAAUAUACGAAUGGCUGUCACCUUUUGGACUGAACCCUUGGGGACGUCAAAGAUCUAAAAAUUUUAGCAUAUCUAGUGCUCUUUGGGUAAUGUGGGGACUUUUAUGUGGCCAUCUUGUUGCUUUUAAAGCCCCUAAAAGUUGGCCGAAUAAAUUUCUUAUCAAUGUUUGGGGUGGGUUCUCUGUAAUAUUUGUUGCUAGUUAUACUGCCAACAUUGCAGCUCUUAUUGCAGGCUUGUUUUUUCACAAUGCUGUAGAUGAUUACCAAGGAAGGAAUAAUUGGCUUUCUUUGCGGGUCGGAACAGCUCGCUCUUCAGUAGCAGAAUACUAUGUUCAACGGAACAAUCCACAUCUGGCACAACAAAUACGAAAAUAUGCACUGCAAGAUAUCGAGGAAGGAAUUCAACGGCUGAGAAACGGUACUUUAGAUCUCCUAAUUGCAGACACUCCGGUAUUGGAUUACUAUCGUGCUACAGACCACGGAUGUAAAUUACAAAAAGUUGGAGACCAUGCCCUCACUAAAGACACAUAUGCAAUUGGAAUGGCAAAAGGUUUUCCACUAAAGGAUAGCAUCUCUGCAGUAAUAGCAAAAUAUUCGUCUAACGGUUAUAUGGAUAUACUAACUGAAAAAUGGUAUGGUGCUUUACCUUGUUUCAAACUAAGCCCUGAUUAUGGAAUUCAACCAAAACCUUUGGGUGUGGCUGCUGUAGCGGGUGUUUUUUUACUUUUAGGAGUUGGAAUGAUUGUGGGUUGCCUAAUAUUGAUUUUGGAACACCUUUUUUACAAGUAUACGUUACCGAUUCUACGUCAUCAGCCAAAAGGAACAAUAUGGCGAAGUAGAAAUAUUAUGUUUUUUAGUCAGAAGUUAUACAGAUUCAUAAAUUGUGUUGAAUUAGUAUCUCCACAUCACGCAGCACGUGAAUUAGUAAACACUAUUCGUCAAGGACAUUUUACAUCUCUUUUCCAAAAGAGUGUGAAAAGGAAGGAACACGAGCAACGUAGGAGAAGAAAAAGUAAAGCACAGUUCUUUGAAAUGAUACAAGAAAUAAGAAGGGUUCAGCAGAGACGAGAUCACUCCUUGGAUUCUAUUAAGGAGAAUAUUGCUAUAGAAACUUCAGAAGUAUUAGAAGAAAUAACCGAAUCAAAAUUCUUAUCACCUUCACCUGAUGUAUCUAGCCGCUCGCCUCGACAAGGUCAUUCACCUAGGCAGCUACGCUCACCCAAAACUCGUAGAAAAAGAUGCAGUCUUGCUGGAUUAAAUGUAAGAAGGUUUAGUACAGAUUCAGUUUUAGAAUCAGACACAGCCUCAUUUUAUGAAAAGACAAGUUUAAAUAUUGGCAGGAGACUUAGCCGAGAUGUAAGUUGCUUAACGAAUUCUCCUCCUGACAUUAACAGUCGGCUUCGUACACCAUCGCCCAUGGUCCUUCGAGCAGAUUCCUGUUCCACUCGAUCUUACCAAGAUGUUUCAGAACGGACAGAUAAAUUUUUAAGUAUUAAUCCACCUUCACAUAGAGCAAGUGUUGAAAUCAUGGUUACACAAGAGAAUGAUUUGCCACCUGCCCCGCCUUAUCCAAAAGUUUCAAUAACGGGAACUAGGUCAGAAUUAUCUCGGCUAUCAGAAGAAGAGCUUAUAAGAUUGUGGCGAAGCUCAGAAAGAGAAGUCAGAGAAUCACUUUUAGCAGCGUUGCAAGAGAAACGUGCUAGUUUAGACCCAAAACUAGAUCCCGGGUGA
Parnassius mnemosyne (clouded apollo) is the source of this 4233-nucleotide messenger RNA. The record is from the annotation of a GenBank genome assembly. NCBI's taxonomy places the organism in Eukaryota, Metazoa, Arthropoda, Insecta, Lepidoptera, Papilionidae.